AUCAUUAGAACCCAUUCAGACGUUGAUGAAUCAGUAUCAUUUUACGUUGCGCGGAGAGAGAACACACUUUUCUUCGUACAAUAUUUUAUUAUGAGAGUGUGAUUUUCACGUUACGUACAUAUUGAGGGACAUAUCACGUAAAAAUGUGGUGCACGGAAAAAAUAAUUAUCUUUGUCUGGCUGCUGUGCAUCCGGACAAUGAUACUGUCAAGUGUUAUCGAGAAAAAACAUAAUCCUCAUCAUUGUCAUUUGCCGAAGUCCUUAAUCGAAGAAAUAGACUCUUACGCGCCAAUAGUGAAAAAUAUAAUCUAUGAGGCUACGCGAGGUUCUUUCAAAGGAAAUACAUGGCAAGAUUUGGCGAAUUUUGUUGACAAAUUUGGUCCAAGGUUUAGUGGUACCCAAACACUCGAGGAUGCUAUCGAUUAUGUACUCAACAAAUCGAUUAGUUUAGAUUUGGAUAAUGUACACGGUGAACCAGCUGUUAUACCACGUUGGGUCAGGGGUUCAGAAUCCGCGACUCUAUUAAAACCAAGGCAAAAAAAUUUGGCAUUAUUAGGGCUAGGUUUCAGUGUUGGUACUCCAGAAGAAGGUAUAACUGCUAAUGCUGUGGUAGUGGAUAGUUUUGCAGAACUUAAAGAAAGAGCGAAAGAGGUUCCAGGGAAAAUUGUCGUGUACAAUGAAAAAUUUGUCUCGUACGAGAAAACCGUGCAAUAUCGAAGUUCGGGUGCCACAAAGGCCGCAGAAUUGGGAGCAGUGGCUGUCUUAAUCCGAUCCGUAACACCAUAUUCUUUGUACACUCCGCAUACCGGUGUGAUGAAUUACGGAGAGAAUGUUACUAAAAUCCCAGCUGCUUGCAUAACUAUCGAAGACGCGAGUCUUUUACGAAGAAUGGCGGAUCGAGGUGAUGAGAUAGUAAUAAAUUUGAAAAUGGAAGCAAAAAGAUAUAAUGAUACGCAGUCACGCAACGUUGUAGCGGAUAUAUCCGGCUCAGUUAAUCCUGAAAAAACAGUCGUUGUUUCUGGUCACAUAGACAGUUGGGAUGUUGGACAAGGUGCAAUGGACGAUGGAGGCGGCAGUUUUAUAUCUUGGAAUGCUCUAAAAUUAUUAAAACAUCUCGGCAUGAAAGCUCGAAGGACGAUAAGAAUGAUAAUGUGGACCUGUGAAGAACUUGGCAUUUACGGAGCUCAUCAAUAUAUACAAAACCACACAGCGCAGAAUGAAAAUUUGCAAUUUGUAAUGGAAUCCGACAUGGGCACAUUCUUCCCUAAAGGCCUUCAAUUCACUGGAAAUAAACUAGUUAAAUGUAUACUUCAGAGAAUAAUGCUAUUGUUGGCUCCGUUGGGUCACAUGAAAUUGAAGAGCCCCUGCGAAGGGCCUGAUAUAGAUUUCUGGAUAAAAGCUGGUGUACCGGGUGCCAGUCUCUGGACGAAAAACGAAAAGUACUUCUAUUAUCAUCAUACGAAUGCAGAUACGAUGCUAGUGGAAAAUCCGGAAGCUCUGGAUAUGAAUACAGCUAUAUUUGCAGCGGUAUCAUACGUUUUGGCAGAUAUCAGCGUUGAUUUACCACGGCACAAUUACACCGAAUUAUCUUAAUAAAAUUAUCUUAACGUGUACGCGUACAUGAUUAUGAUGGAUUGUUUAUAAAGAGAGACCGUUUUUAUUUCAAAUAUCUAUAUAUACAAUUGUAAAAUAUAAAUAAUUAAUAAUCUAUGAUGCAGUUUAAAAUUUAAAAGAAAAUCAAAAUACAAUGCAUAUGAACAAAA
This is a messenger RNA of Cataglyphis hispanica, 1762 nucleotides long. Its product is annotated as carboxypeptidase Q-like. Gene Ontology annotation, biological process: peptide catabolic process; proteolysis. The record is from RefSeq and is a predicted model, not a curated record. Bases 144 to 1592 code for a protein of 482 amino acids. NCBI's taxonomy places the organism in Eukaryota, Metazoa, Arthropoda, Insecta, Hymenoptera, Formicidae. Gene Ontology annotation, molecular function: metallodipeptidase activity. The transcript is spliced from 7 exons.